Molecule: messenger RNA, 953 nt
Organism: Astrephomene gubernaculifera
Lineage: Eukaryota; Viridiplantae; Chlorophyta; Chlorophyceae; Chlamydomonadales; Astrephomenaceae
Source: the annotation of a GenBank genome assembly
AUGCUUCCAUCUGUGUGCGUGUUUGUGUGGCUGAUUCAACCCGCAGGCUUGAGCAUGGGCGGCACGAUUGCCUGGCUGUGCGCCGCUGCCGACCCGCGGGUCGCUGUGGUGGCGCCGGUGCUGGGCGUGCAGAGCUUUGGCUGGGCGCUGGAGCACAACGCCUUCCAUGGCCGCGUGGAAAGCACGCCGCUGGUGUACCAGGCUGCUGCGGAUGAGCUGCAGGGCUGCAAGGGGGGCAAGGUGGAUGCUGAGGCGGUGCGAGCGGUGUGGUGCAAGCUGAUGCCGGGUAAGCCCCGUGAAUGGAUAGCCCCGUGUGUUAAGAAAUCUGGCCGCGAGUAGGAACGUACUGUGAUUGUCGGAAGAUGAAAUCCCCACAAAACCGCCGCACAGCCCUGUGUGUGUGUUAUACUUAUACCGUGCAGUAUAUACUAGCUAGCGACGAACCGUAAUGCUGCUAUUUUGUUGUGUUCCGUAAAAGACUCUCGUGCAAGCUGCACCCACGCUGCGCCCUUGCGUCUCUCUGUCUCCAUGACGAGAUGUGCUCCAGCCCUCAGCUCCCAGCCCCUUCCCACCCGCCUCUCCAACCCUUCGUCCUGCUUCCCACCACCGGUCAGCCCUGUUUCCUCGCGGCUUAUGCUACCCCUCCCUGUCUGGCACGCCGCCAUCAUCCCCGGUAUGGCACGGUCAGGAUCUGUAAUUUCCGCGGCUCAGUUUACCUACCCUGUUAACCCCUCCCUGUCCUCUCCCGCACCCGCCAGGCCUCCUAACCGACUACGACGCGCACCUCUCGCUGCCCGUCAUCGGCAUUCGGCCGCUGCUGGUGGCUACCGGGGAGCUGGACCCGCGCUGUCCGCUGCAGGGGGUACUGCAGGCGGCGGAGGCGGCGACAGUGCCGUACGAGGAGUGGGCAAAGGAGGUACGACGAGUGCAGCGGGAAGCGGAGGAGGCGCGAG